UGUUGAAGCCUCGAAAUCUGAAAAAAAUACCGUCAUGUGUACCUGAGGGGCUUCAAUUAUUAACAAACACAUUAUUCACAGUUACUAUUUAGAGUAACCAAAUUGAAUAGUUCAGAAUGACCAACAGGUUGUGAACUAAAGAUGUGUAUUGACAGAUUCACCUAAAAACUCAUUUAUAUUGAAAUGUUUUAUACGCAAGCAUCAUUAGAUGGCCCAGCGUGUAAUCUGUGUAUUCAAUGCUGAUAUUCCUACUCUGGAACAUCGCUGAUAGGUCGUUGAGAUUUUAGCAGCAAUGUUUGAUGAGCAAAAACACCUAGAGAGCACAAACUUCUGUAAAGAGGGGACUACUGCGGCAUGGAGUAUAAACAUUUGGCCAAUUUUCUGAUUAUAUAUAUCAAUUUAACACAUGUUUUCAAAAUUAUAUAUUGUACUAGCUGUACCCGGCAAAGUUUGUCUUGCCUACUGCGUUUUUUGACGUUUCAAGUUUCUAUCCAAGACCAAGUCCCCGGUCACAAAAUGUAUGGAAGAUCGAUUUUCAAAAACUCUCAAUAUUUCUCAAUAUUUUUUGCCUCAUAAACCUUCCUUGGGUGAAAACUUAAGAACAAAACUAAGACGAUCAAAAUCGGACCUUCCGUUCGCAAGUUAUGCGCGGUCCCACGUAUGCCACUACAUUUUUAUAUAUAGAUAGAUUAGUUGAAUUUAUCAUCCAUCGCACUUGUUGGGAUGCUUAUGACCAAAAAUGAAACCCGUAAUACGUCAUUCAGAAUAGUUUCUGUUAUACAAUGAAUUAAUCGCUUCAAAACUUCAUGAUACAAAUAGAAAAGUUAUGUGAGAAAUUUCAUUCCUUAACAUCCCACCAGUUUAUGAAACAAGUUUAUUUUUCACAAAAAUUAUCGAUGUUCGAAAACCACCUGAGUAAUAUCAAAUAUUUUAUCCUAGUUUCGUGAAAUGAGUUGUAGAACACCUUACGAUUACUCACAUAUUUUUCCUAAUAAUAUUUCUGACCUUACAAAUAAAUGUUACAAUGGUAGCGAAAUUGAGAAAAAAAAAAGCAAUGCCGUUCUAUGUUUGGUAUCUAGUGUGCAGUUAAAAACGUAUUUUCAUGAGUGGUAAUCCUUAUAGUAUGCCUUUAUGUAUUUUCAACACACAUUUGAAGCGAAAUUGGAAUUAGUAAAUCAAUUUUUAUACGAUUUGGCGAUUUUUCAAAGUAGUAUGUGAAGAUGAAUCCCUUAACAACUCAUGAGUUCUUAACACCCCAUUUUACGGUAAUUCAACAUUUCUUUCUCAUCGUACAUUAAUUGUAAUAUAAUAUUUGAACUCAGGGUAUUGUUCUACACUAAAAUGAUCACCAGUUUAUCGAGUUCAAAAAUGCUAUAAACUAGUGUUAUAAGCGGUGAAAUAAUAUCACAAAUAUACAAAGAAAUUUCACCUGAAUUGAACCACUGCACUACACUGCACUGGGAUACAUGGCUCUAAACAUGAGCUGAUUUAUAAAACAACAGCUUUUGAUUACUAAACUGUACAAAAAAGCUUCCCAAAAGUGUAGAGAUUCAGCCACUUCGCGUUUAGUAUCAUAAGGGACAGUAAUCGAUUUUCUCUUCCGUUGAUAACAUGUCAUGAAAUCAUCCGCACACUUACUGAAUUGCCCGAAAUAAUCCGUAGAGAAACUUGAUGAAGAGAAAGCAAUCAUUGCAGUUAAGCCCUUAUGAUACUAAACUCGAGAUAUACGAUUUUCAUUCAGAAUAACAUGUCGACCAAGCUUUCAUUCGACCUUGUACCCAUUCAUCCUGUUGGGUUAAUCCUAUCCGUGGUAGGUAAAAACCUUUCGUGUGACAAAUCUACCCGAUUCUAACGAUGAUUGGUCCUGAGCGUAGGUAAAUAUUUAGACAUUUAACGGUAUUGGGUUCAAUCAAAUCUACCUUGGCUCAGUAUUUGAGAAAAAUUUGGAGGGUACGUACACGUCUCGAAUCACUCUAGAGUAAAAAUCAAGUGCUUGGAGCCGGUAGAAUAUAACAAUAGCUAUGUGGACCAGACUGCUGCUAGUGGGAUGCUUAAUUCUGAAUGUUUAUGGAGCCACUGUGGACACUGGAAAAGAUGAUCCAAAAACCAAACCUGCUCCUAAAGAAUUGGGCUUCGUUGAAUCAUUAAUCGCUAGUUUCCAAAAUUCAAAUUCUAUUGUGGAAAACAGUAUCAAGCAGACGCGGCAAUCUAAAUGGUAUCCAGGACACUCUUCUACUGAUGAGGAAAAUACACCACAGCCAGGUCAAGAGAACAGGCAGAAUUAUGAAACUACAACCCAUAAUUUCCACGACUACUUCACGACGCCGACGACGACAACCACCACAGCUGCACCGCCAGGAAGUGGAACGGCGCGUACCGCCGCCCUGCUACUUUACUAUCUGCAUGCACUGCGAGCAAGUGGAAUCCUAAGGUCUGAGCUCGACUUACCUGGAGACUUACCGCUUGACUCACGUAGUGCUCCCAAUAGUAUCUGCGGUUGCGACGAAGAAAUUCAGCAGCUUCAGCACUCCAUCCUAUUGCUGCAGGAAAGUGUUCGACAGCUGCGAAAUGUUGUCCAUGCAGAUGAAGUAGCUCAGUUUCAUGGAGACAUCAAGCCAUCGAAGUGAGAAAAACUUUGAGUGAACCAGAGAAAAGACUAGGAGAGAACGAAAUUCCCGACUGAUGAAGUAAAUAAACUAUUUAAACACUGAUAAUAAUUUGUUUUUAAAACGAAAGAAUUUAUCAUAUAUUCAUUGAUAUCUUAUUUUACUCAUAACAAUAUAUUUUUGUUAAUAUACAUGCAAGUACGUUGUCUUAUGAAAAUUUUGACGUUAUUUUACACUUUGCGGAGUUGGUCCACUGGCAUAGUAACGCACCCACAACGAAGUAACGCUGCGCUACUAUGUCUUCAGCCAUUGAGUUCCGGUCAAUUAAUUUUCCUUAAAUUUGUUCGAUAUUCGAUCUCUCCAUAUGUACCGUCACUGUCAAAUACGUCACUCCC
This is a messenger RNA of Aedes albopictus (Asian tiger mosquito), 3001 nucleotides long. RefSeq lists its product as uncharacterized. The transcript has 2 exons. The record is from RefSeq and is a predicted model, not a curated record. The coding region runs from base 2022 to 2627 and encodes 201 amino acids. Lineage: Eukaryota; Metazoa; Arthropoda; Insecta; Diptera; Culicidae.